Molecule: messenger RNA, 893 nt
Organism: Saprolegnia parasitica CBS 223.65
Lineage: Eukaryota; Oomycota; Saprolegniomycetes; Saprolegniales; Saprolegniaceae
Exons: 1
Coding region: 1-804 (267 amino acids)
Source: RefSeq, a predicted model, not a curated record
AUGGUCGCGCAGUCGUGCAGUGUCGUCGCGUCCGACGCCGUCCUUACGCUCACCGACCUUGAGCUGCCGAGCGCGCCGAUCGCUUGUGGCCGGUCCAUCGCGCAGCAGCGCCAGUACUUCGUGCGCCUCCUCUGCCGCGAAGUCCUCAAAGUCCACGCGCUCCUCCGCGCGCCGUUCGAGAAGCGCCAUGUCAUCGACACGUGCCGGGCUGUCGAAGAGAGCCUCUUCGCCGCAAACGCCGACUGCUUUGAAGCCUACGUGCGCCACAUGCGCUCGCGUGUCCAGCUCAUCGCGAAGAAGGGCUGUGCGCUCGUGCGCCAGACCAGCGACGACGACGUCAUGCCGACGCCGACCGAGUCGACCGACGCAGCGCCGGCCUCCACGACGCCCGAAGAGACGGCCGCCGCGUUCCAGCAAGCGCAGCUGCGGUACACCGUGGGCGCGACGUGGAUAAAGAACCAGCGCAAGCGGUCUCGCUUCCGGUGGAGCGUGGCCAGCCCGGCCGAAGAGGCGCACGUCGACGCCGUCAUGGCCUCGGCCCGCGCCGACGUCCUCGCCUCGCUCCGCACCAUGUAUGCAGACCCGCUAGCUCUGUACGAGGCGCAGCUGCGCCAGUCGCUUGCAGUCCAACACCGGGACUGGGUCGCGUACGACUUGAGCGUCGUCCAGUCGCUGCGGAAAGCGCUUCGCCCCGACACGGAGACAGACGCCGAGACGUCGACGCUCUACACUCAGAUCCAGCGCCUCUUGAAAGAGAAGGCGCUCUUCGACUACAUGUGGGCCAUGGAAAUGGCGUCCACCUGAUUAUUUAACACCCCGCACAGCAGCAGUAGGUCGCUUUCCGUACGAGUAUACACCACGAACAGUUAAUAUAAGAAGCUCCUACGCCUCGA